Salmo salar (Atlantic salmon) is the source of this 1635-nucleotide messenger RNA. The record is from RefSeq and is a predicted model, not a curated record. NCBI's taxonomy places the organism in Eukaryota, Metazoa, Chordata, Actinopteri, Salmoniformes, Salmonidae.
ACAGCUGGCUGAAGCUGACUUAGACACCAGUGGUAACCAUCUCCUAAGUUAAGCAGUGUCAAACUGAACUGAAGUUGGGGACGACUGGAAAUCCGCGUCAAACAAGUGUCUGUUCAGUUCCAACGAAACCUACCUUAAAUUAAUCUUUCUAAAUAGCCUGUGCUUUCACAGAGCUGACUGAUCUCUGUGAGAUUGCAAAAACAUUCUAUAUAAAACAUUGUUGCCUACCGCUUACCGCAGAAAUGAUGAUGCACUCGUCUCAGAAAGACACAACCUACACAAAGAUAUUUGUAGGGGGUCUUCCAUAUCACACCACGGACUCCAGUCUCAGGAAAUACUUCGAAGUGUUCGGUGAUAUCGACGAGGCUGUUGUUAUAACAGACAGACAGACGGGCAAAUCCAGAGGUUAUGGAUUCGUGACGAUGGCAGACCGGGCGUCUGCGGACCGAGCCUGCAAGGACCCAAACCCCAUCAUCGACGGCCGGAAAGCCAAUGUGAACCUGGCCUACCUGGGGGCCAAGCCCAGGGUCAUGCAGCCAGGUGAGGGGAUGGACGCGCUGGCGGAGGGCUGCGCCACACGUUUAUUUCACAGCUUGGACGACCAAGGUUUCUCAUUUGGUGUUCCUCAAAUCCAUCCAGCGUUCAUCCAGAGGCCUUAUGGGAUCCCAGCCCACUACGUCUACCCCCAGGCCUUUAUGCAGCCAAGCACCAUGGUCAUCCCUCACAGCAUGCAGUCGCCCGCCGCCACCGCCUCCGCCGCCUCCUCCCCGUAUCUCGACUACACCGGAGCAGCCUACGCCCAGUACUCAGCCGCAGCUGCCAGCGCCGCGGCCGCCGCUGCCUACGAGCAGUACCCGUACGCAGCCUCCCCGGCCCCUGCGGGCUACAUGGCUGCAGCAGGGUAUGGUUAUGCGGUCCAGCAGCCCCUAGGAGCCGCAGCCACCCCAGGAGCAGCCGCUGCAGCUGCAGCCUUCGCCCAGUACCAGCCUCAGCAGCUUCAGGCAGACCGCAUGCAGUAACUGACCACAACUACUACUAUUACUGAGCCUGGAUAACAGAGGUGGGGGGAGAGUGUGAGGAGGGGGGGAUGAAGAGUGGAGUGGGGGUCAUCAAUCCUUGGCUUUAGAACAUGCAGCGCUGCUACCAAAAGAGCCUGAAGAGAAUCAUCUCAUAACUGAAGAGAAUCAUCUGGAUAACAGAGGUGGGGGGAGAGUGUGAGGAGGGGGGGAUGAAGAGUGGAGUGGGGGUCAUCAACCCUUGGCUUUAGAACAUGCAGCGCUGCUACCAAAAGAGCCUGAAGAGAAUCAUCUCAUAACUGAAGAGAAUCAUCUCAUAACUGAAGAGAAUCAUCUCAUAACUAAAGAGAAUAGUUACUUCGUUAUUCAAAUAUCAUCAGUGUUGUCAUCACUAAAGUAUUGUUUUUUGUUGUUGUCAUUAUAUCAGAAAUAUUUAAUAUUUAUUCAUCAGGACAAAUAUCUAGAAUUAGUAUUUAAGAUAUGACCUCAUAACCAACCUUUAAGUUUAAGUUAAUAAUUUUAAGUAGAUUAAAUGUGUGAUUUUGUACAACUUUCACAAGUGCACUGAAGUCUAAUCAGGUAUUUUCCCCUCAAAUUUCAUAAACAAGAUGGUCAAACC